This is a messenger RNA of Parastagonospora nodorum SN15, 1263 nucleotides long. RefSeq lists its product as hypothetical. The record is from RefSeq and is a predicted model, not a curated record. The transcript is spliced from 5 exons. Bases 1 to 1263 code for a protein of 420 amino acids. NCBI's taxonomy places the organism in Eukaryota, Fungi, Ascomycota, Dothideomycetes, Pleosporales, Phaeosphaeriaceae.
AUGUCGCUUGAUGCAGCGAGCCUUUCGAAGCUACCGCCCGCGCAAUAUGUGCCUGGUAGACAGUACACUAUCGACCAUGCUGGGAGAAUCAACAAAGAGCCAUUCGUGAUCAGUACCAGCAUUCUCUUUGGAUUCGCCAUUCUCUCAGUGCUAGCACGUUUCGCGAUUCGCAUCUUCGGCGGACGAAAAAUCAAGUGGGACGAUGGCUUCGUCCUGAUCUCGUGUAUCUGUCUUAUUAUCUCGUUCGCCUGCGUUCACAAGCUUUUGAACACUUUCUAUCUCGUUGAGGCCAUGAACCAAAAGAUGGUGAUCCCGUUCCGAGAUGAUAUCCCUGCAAUCUUCGACGUUCCCAAGUGGGCUUUCAUGUUCUCCGUGUUCACUUGGACUUCUCUCUACUUCGUCAAGUUUGCGUUCAUGUAUUUCUUCUACCCUCUGACCCUCGGGCUGUCCAUCAGGACCCUGCGGCUUUUCUGGGUCACUGUGGGCUUUCUUGUCGUUUGUUGGGUCUAUGCGGUUGUCAACUUUGCAGUCAUCUGUCCACACUUUGGUGCAAACGCAACCAAAUGUAACACGAAUCCCCAGCAACAUGCAAGAAGUGUCGCGGGUAACGUUGUUGUCGGCGUCCUCGACAUCAUAUGCGAUGUCCUCAUCGUGAGCAUUCCCAUUCUUGUCGUCAACGAGUCAAUGAUGCCACUCUCCCGCAAAGUAUCGGUCGUGGCGCUGCUGGGCCUUUCAACAUUCAUGAUCAUUUGCACCUUGAUCCGGGUGGUCGGUUCGGUGACCGAGACAACCGAGGCAGGACAAGGAACGGCACCGGUGUGGGCGAUGUACUGGUUCAUCAUCGAAGGUUGCGUCUCGCUCAUUAUGGUGUCUGUCAUUGUCAUCCGCGGAGUUUUCAUCUCCAAGGCCGUGGAUGACGACCGACAGAAGCAAGAUAGCAUGUUGCAGCAGUUUGGGCGUCGUCUCUUGUCUAUUUUGAGGCUUUCCAGAUCCUCAAGCAGCAGGUCGAGCUCCGAAUUAAGCGACUCUCUCCACGAGCGCAAAGAUACAAGCGCGCCGAGGAUCGCUACUCAGAAAGUCCACGGAGGGACGAUGAACACUGUCCGAUCAUUCAUCUCGGGAGGUAGGAUGCAGCACCGGACGCAGAACGAUACGCAGCUGUCAGUAGACACAGACUACAGUGCUGAGGUUCUGGACUACCACAACACGGAGAAAGGCUAUGAGCGAUGGCUGUCGGAAGUCGAACGCGCAUUGAUGAGCUGA